AUGCUUAUAAAUUGCGCAAAUGAAGUAAUAGCGUGUGGAGGUUUGUCAACCUCCCCUUGUCGCUAUAAUGCAAAAAUUAGGGCUAAUGACUUAGCUGCACGAUUGUUUUCCCAGCAGGGAUAUGUGAGUAACUCGUGCCAGCGGUCAAGGGAUCACGUGUUUCACCAAGCUUACUGCCCACAUAACAUGUCACACGAAAGUGCCAAACCUUUACUUGAAGACGAAGAAGUAACGAAAAAUGCUUACAAUAUAUUUGUGAGUAUGGAAAGCCUAAACGAAAAAUUAAAGUUACUAAAUUAUGAACGUGGAUUCUGUCGUGCGCGACAUCAGAAGCCUCUGACCAGACAUUAUUUUGCGAUCCCUACCAAUCCUGGUGAACAAUUUCAUACAUUCACAACACUUUCUGCAUGGUUGAUUGGAAAAGCGAAUGGAAAAAUUGAUCCUCCUCAGGAAUACGAUGAUCCCAAUGCCAUUGUUGCGACAAUUCUUGACGCGGUCAGGGAGCUUGGUCAUAAGGUAAUCUUCCCACCGUCAAAGUUGAAGGUUGGUUGGGGCGAAUGUUGCAUCGACGUGUUGCAAAUGUUGGCAAAAUCGGCGCUGCAAGUGCAAUCCCAUCGAUAUGAAUUGCCAGUGUAUCCCACAGAGACCGAAGGCGAAGUGGAAGGCGAUGAAGUGGAUUCCUGCAGCGGAGCAGAUGAUGAGAUCUGCGAGUGGCAAGGGCAGUCGCCAACUGGUCUACGAGCAACAAAUCGGGGCAUUGGAUCGGCUCUUGACAGGCUACACGUGGAAGAUGAGUUAGACGAAGAUGAUGACGAGGUUCCAGAUAUUGAAGCUAUACACACACGAGGCAUCCGCUCACCAUCGUCAAGUCAGCUGGGGGAACCGAUUGGAUUCAGCCCGCUUCCAGAUGAAAAACUGGGAUCUAAAUCGACUGUUGCGGUAGAGAAUACUCAGUCUGGAGUUCUGGAGUGCACUGUUGAUCCCUCCGAUUGGCAGCUUGAAGUAGAGCGCGUUUUGCCCCAGCUGCGGAUAGCUCUCCGCAGCGACUCGAAAGAUUGGCGCGCGCAUUUGGAGGAAAUGCGCCGGUAUCAAACGGAGAUAUCCACUGCGUACACCGAUGUGAAACAACACCUGACUCGAUUGCAGUCGGAGUUGGGAAGAACACUGGAUAAGAUUCAGACUAGAGAAAAAUACAUGAACAGCCAAGUGGAGCCACUGUUAAGCCAAUACAGAGCAGUGGAGGACGAGCUAUCUGAAACGAAUAUGAAGUAUCGUCAAUUGAGUGGAGGAAUCACGGAACGCAGCCGUGCACUGGCCGAAUUGACCGAAGAGUUGGAACGUGUCAAAUGUGAUAUGGACGAAUGCGGCUCAAGCAUGACUGAUGGCUCCCCUGUAGUCCGGAUUAAGCAGGCCAUCCAAAAGCUAAAAGCCGAGAUGGUCGCAAUGGAGAUUCGAACUGGAGUGCUGGAACACAUUUUGCUUCGCACACACUUGCGUUUACGUGAGGACAGCCAAAAACCUCUCUUCUCAAAACCAAUGGAUGCAAAUGUUGUUGGUGCAUCAACCUUCAUAUACUGAGCACAGUGAUCAUACAUGGCAGUUUAAUGAACACACUAAAUACAGA
Molecule: messenger RNA, 1624 nt
Organism: Dicrocoelium dendriticum
Lineage: Eukaryota; Metazoa; Platyhelminthes; Trematoda; Plagiorchiida; Dicrocoeliidae
Source: the annotation of a GenBank genome assembly